This is a messenger RNA of Culex pipiens pallens (northern house mosquito), 1321 nucleotides long. RefSeq lists its product as uncharacterized. Lineage: Eukaryota; Metazoa; Arthropoda; Insecta; Diptera; Culicidae. The transcript is spliced from 2 exons. The record is from RefSeq and is a predicted model, not a curated record. Bases 266 to 1321 code for a protein of 351 amino acids.
AGUUGGAGUGCCAGGACAUGGAACAACUGUAUCGCUCCAACGAAACGCGUAAGUUCUACAAGAAACUUAGCCAAUCCCGGAAUGGCUUCAUGCUGCGAGCCGAAAUGUGCCGGGGUAACGACGGAGGCAUCUUGACGGACGAGCGUGAGGUGAUCAAAAGGUGGAAGCAGCACUUCGACGAGUACCUGAACGGCCCAGAGGCGGAGUACCAGGGCGACGGGGGAAAUGACGUCAGCGGUAUGGUGGACGGCGAGGAUGAGCCACGAUGAGGGAAGUUAAGGAUGCCAUCAAGAAGCUGAAGAACAACAAAGCAGCGGGUAAGGAUGGAAUUGGUGCUGAACUCAUCAAGAUGGGCCCGAACAAGCUGGUGGCCUGUCUACAACGGCUGAUAGUCAAGGACUGGGACACAGAACAGCUACCGGAAGAGUGGAAAGAGGGAGUAAUAUGCCCGCUCUACAAGAAGAGGGACAAGUUGGAAUUUGAAAACUAUCGAGCCAUCACUAUUCUCAACGCGGCCUACAAAGUGCUGUCUCAGAUCAUCUUCUGUCGUCUGUCGGAGCGAGCAAAGGAUUUCGUUGGGACGUACCAAGCCGGUUUCGUGGAGGGGAAAUCGACGACGGACCAAAUCUCUUUGUUACGCCAAAUCCUCCAAAAGUGUCGCGAAUACCAGAUCCCGACGCACCACCUGUUCAUCGAUUUCAAAGCCGCGUACGACUCGGUCGAUCGCGAAGAGCUAUGGAAGAUCAUGUACGAGAACGGCUUUCCCGGGAAGCUGAUCAGACUGGUGAAAUCAACGAUGGACGGGGCACGGUGCAGCGUGAAGAUUUCGGGAGCGAUGUCCGACCCGAUCGAAUCGCGCAAGGGACUGCGACAAGGCGACGGUAUCUCCGGCCUCUGUUUCAACAUUGGGCUUGAAGGUGUUAUGAGGCGGGCGGGCUUCAACAUGCGGGGCACGAUCAUCAACCGGUCCAACCAGUUCAUCUGCUAUGCCGACGUUGCUAUGGACAUUGUCGGCAGAACGUUCGAGGAUGUGGCCAGGCGGUACACCGAAUUGAAGCGGGAAGCGGAUAAGGUUGGAUUGAAGGUGAAUGUUGCGAAGACGAAGUAUCUGCUGGCAGGAGGAACCGAGUCCCUUAGGACUCGCAUAGGACCGAGCAUGACGAUCGAUGGCGACGAGUUACAGGUUGUGGAGGAGUUUGUGUACCUCGGAUCGUUGGUUACGUCGGACAACAACUGCAGCAGAGAAAUUCCAACCGACGACCGAGUUCAGUGGCUGCGCAUCUGGAGACAGCUCAUGACCCGGAGGUUGUACGAGCAGUAA